CCCAACAGGCAUAUAUCGUUUUAUACCUACACACAUACUAUUAGCAGCCAAGCCACUAAGCCAAACUAUAGCUGCAGUUGCAGUGCGUCGACUGCGCUAAUACGCGAGGCCACAUACACACACGCUUAACGCCGAUUGCCGCCGCUAUUAUUCUUUGCCUGCCGCGUGCCUCCAUUUGUUGACACCAACUGUUUGUUCGUGAUUGUUUUGUUUCUCGUUCCCUUGUGCUGCUGCUGUUUAUUUUUGUUAUUGUUAUUUUGGUUGUUGUUGUUGUUGUUUUGGUUGAUGUUGUUUUUGAUGUUGAUGUUAUAGUUGCGACUCUCCUUGCAGUGGAGAGAAUCGCAGCGCGUCGAACGUGCGCGACUCGAGGAUCGCUUCGUACUGCCGAUUUCGAGCUGUAGUGAGGACUGAGCAGUAGUAGUACAGUGCCGCAACUGAUAUACCUACAUGUAUAGCAGCUCGUUCAGUGCCGAGUAAAAGUGUCGGAAUACAUGGAAAAGAUUUGGUAAUCGUUGCGACACCGACAACAGCGACAUCAACGAGCAUCCUAAUAAUGCUCCAGUGACAAUUGUGCCUAUAUUCUACGAAUGGAGAACGGACUACUCUUGCUGUGCCGUUCGCUCCAUCGUAAUAUGCAGGCGAUGCCGUUGCAGCAGUUGUCUUGCCGCCGGUAGCGACUCGCCUAAAAGUCCUCUUUUCCACUGGCCAGCACCAACAGCACUAGACAUGUGAAACUCGCCAGUUGCCGUAAUUAGUACAUAUCGUAGUUUGUAGACGACUACUUUUUUUUACUUUUUUUUUUACGUUCUUUUUUACUUGUGCACUGGCUGCCCGGGCUAGUCAUCGAUCUUCGAGCGCAGAGAUCGAAUUCAGACGACGCUUACAUUGAGCCUAGAAGCCGGCAUCGAUCGGCAGCCUCGAGAAUCUUCCUAGCAAGUUGCCAAUAUUCUCUGUGCCAUAAAAACAAGCAAAGACCAUUCCAAAAUAAGACGGAUCCAACUGGCGACUGGAACAAUUCUGUGAUAAGGGGGAACACAUUGUGCCUUGAAAUUUGCCAUAUUUACGAAACACAGUCAAAGAGAAGCGAGACGAAGAGGAGGAGAAAAUAAUUCAAAAAGCCAAGCAGACAAGACAACUUUGAGAAACGAAUUAGUUUGUUUCGUUGCCAUUAUAUGAAAAUCAAAACGAGAGAGAAUGUCAACGUGCACCGAGGCGGACAGUAACGCGGCAGCAGCAGCAGCAGCAGCAACUCUUCACAUGCAGGAGGCCCUCUCACCGGUCCAAGAGGCGCCAGUCUCGCCGGCUUCCUCGUCGAUGAGCAAUCCAACGACGCAGCCCGAGCCAACGAAUGAGCAGCAGCAGCAGCAACAGGUACUCUUAGCUACGAUGCAGCCGGUCGGCGUAUUGGACCUUCACGAGCACCAUAACCCGACAGCUCACAUCUCAUUGCACCCAAAAUAUCAUCACCAUCACCACCAUCACCAUCACGUCCAUCCGAAAUACAGCCAUCAUUUGCACAGCAGCGCCAAUCAUCAUCACUCGACUAACAGCGAUGCUAACGAUCAGGUGCCGACCGACUCGGAAGACGGCCAAGCCCAAGCCGAGCGAGUGACGCCGGUCGUGGUGAGCGAGCACGACGAGGAGACCGGCCACAAGAUGAUCGAUCUCAUCUACAACGACGGCCAGAAGACCAUCAUGUACACCCACGACAAGGAGAUCAUAUACGAGAACGAGGCGGACCGGGUGCAGGUGGUCGAGUACCCGCCGCCCGAGCCGUCGCCUCCGUCGCCGUCGUCGCCGUCGAGGGGCGCCAGCGCCGGCCUCAUCCCCCUGAACUACGUGGCCAAGGCGAGCUCGAGCAACGGACAGCCGACGACCCUGCACCUGCACUACAAUCAGCUGCAACUGGCCUCCGAUCAGGAUCUGCCGAGGGCCCUGGUCAACGGCGCCAGCGUACCGACCACGGCGACGGUUCUCGUGCUCUCCGAGCUGGUGGAUCCGUCGGGCAACGGAGUCGUCGCUACUGCCCCGCUGACCCUGGCCACCGCUGCCUCUCUGCGCGCUGCCGGACGACGCAAUCGUAACGAGGAGGACUCUGGCGUCGUGGUAACAGUGGGCAGCGACGAAGCUUACGUAUCAGCGGCCAACGACUCGUCGGUGACGGCGGCAACCCGAGAGCAGCAGCAGCAGCAGCAGAACCUCGAAGACGGAACGAGCGUCGGAGAGGCCAACGAGCGACUGCAGCAGGAACAAGAGCAGCGGGAUCAGCAGCGGAACGCCGCCUCGAGCGGCCGAGUCGAGAACGACGACGAGGAUUCGGCCCAGGGCCAGAGCAGAGUCGCGACUAUUCAGGUCCAAGUGCAGGGUAUGGAAACUGAGUGGAGAAACGCUUACGGCGAGCAUCCCCUGUCAGCAGCGACCACAGCGAUGUUGCACCUCCAGCCACAGCAUCAAGUCCAAGUCUCAGCGGUAACGGGCCAUCCAGUCGACGACGAGCAGCAGCCACAGCACGUCGUCAAUCCCUUCAACGUCUACGAGUUCUACAAGAUGCCCGACAAGGAGGUCGUCUUGCCCGGCAACGUAAACAUGAAGCUGCCGUCGACCCACGAGCUCUGGGGCAAAUACGUGCCUCAGCACGAGCACGAGAGCAGCGGCAUGAUGAACCCGAACAAAGUCAUGGGCCAGGACGCGGAGCCACAAAGCGGCGAGCUGCAGCACUAUCUGCAGCACUACCAGCAGCAGCCAUCCCACAGUCCGACCGCAGCGACGGCGCUGCAGCAGUCGGGUCUGCCGCUGCCGCUGAGUCCACAGUCGGGCCAACAGGCCCUCGUCGGGGUGAAGCGCGAGCCCGAGGACCUGAGCUCGCGGGGAGGCCUGCAGCAGCCCGCCUCGAAGCGCCACAAGCUCAGCCAGCAGCAGCAGCAGCAACAGCAGCAGCAACCCGACAGUCCACCCCAGGUGAUGUACCACCCGCAGCACCAUCAGCUGCAGAGCCACCUGUCGACGGCGUACGGGGCCUCGCCCUACGACCCCUACGGCAACAACAGUCCGCGGCACUACGCGAGCCACUACAACGGGGCGAGCGUCUCGUCGGUGUCGAGCGUCGGCCUCGUGCAGCACCAGCACCAGGAGCACAUCUACGCGCCGAGCAACGAGCUGCCGCCCAUGGUGUCGACCGUCACCUCGCUGCCCUCGUCCACGGCGGCCUCCUACACCCGAUACGACGUGGUGCCCAGCACCUAUACGACUAGUCAAAACAUGAGGUCGGCAGCCUCUCAGAGCAACACGCCCAACAGCAAUAACAACAACAACAACAACAACAACAACAAUAACAAUAACAACAAUAACAACAACAAGGCGCUGCUGGUCGAUCUGCCGAGCCCCGACUCGGGCAUCGGCACCGACGCCUCCACCCCGAGACAGGACCACCCGCAACCAACCACUAUUCAGCAGACUUUCGAUUACACGGAGCUGUGCUCGAGCAACGGAGGCAACGGCGGCGCCGGAGUCAUCCUGGAGUCGAGCCAGGUCAUGAGCGGCCAGCACCAUCAGCCGUCCUCGCUCCAGCUGCAGAUGCACCAGUCGGUCCAGCCGGGACAGCUGCAGCGGAGCAACAGCACAGGUGGUCUGGUCAUCCCGAGCGGCGCCACCACACCGAACUCGACGAGCGGCGCCUCCGUCGGCAGGAGGCCCUGGCACGAUUUCGGCCGGCAAAACGACGCCGACAAAAUUCAGAUUCCAAAGCUCUACUCGCGCUACGGCUACAAGUAUUAUUUGGAAUCGCCGAUCAGCACGUCUCAAAGACGGGAAGACGAUCGGAUAACCUACAUCAACAAAGGACAAUUUUAUGGAAUAACGCUAGACUACACGCCCGAUCCCGACAAGUCAUCUAAUUUCAAGCCGGGACAGACAGUAAAGAGCGUCAUCAUGCUUAUGUUCCGUGAAGAAAAAUCCGCAGAAGAUGAGAUCAAGGCUUGGCAAUUCUGGCACGGUCGACAGCACUCGGUCAAGCAGCGAAUUCUCGAUGCCGACACUAAAAACAGCGUGGGUUUGACUGGGCACAUCGAAGAGGUAGCGCACAACGCCAUCGCUGUUUAUUGGACUCCAUCGGAAUCUCCGGCCAAGAUCAACGUAGCCGUGCAAUGCCUCAGCACAGACUUCUCGAGUCAAAAGGGAGUCAAGGGACUGCCGCUGCACAUUCAAAUAGACACUUACGAGGAUCUGUCGUCGUCUCACGCGGGCUACAGCCCACCACAGAAUCGGGCCUACUGUCAGAUCAAGGUGUUCUGCGACAAGGGCGCGGAGCGCAAGACCCGCGACGAGGAGAGGCGAGCCGCCAAGCGGAAGCUCGCCGUCAACGGGCGCAAAAAGAACGAGGACAUGUACCACCAGAGCACGGAGCGCUCGGAAUUCUACACCAUGUCCGAGCUGAACAAACCGCCGGUCUUCUUCUCUCCGUCGGCCGAGAACUCCAUUGACAAGUUUUCGCCAAUGGAGUUGUCGGGCUACUAUGGCGGCGGAGGAAGUAGCGCUGGCGCUGCUAAUGGGCCCGAUACCGAUACGUCGUCCCUCAGCAACGGCGAGAGCAGCGGUUUGAAGGCCGCCAGUCCCUACGGCAACGGCCGAGCGAGCCUGCCGGCCCUCAAGUUCCACAAUCACUUUCCGCCCGAUCAAAUUAACUUGCAUGACAAAAAGGACAACAUGAUGAUGCAGGUGCAGGAGCUGCAGGGCUCGAUGCCGACCCCCUCGCCGCCGAGCAACCGUCUGCGCAUGGCCCAGAUGCGAGGAGAGAGCGACCGACUGAUGCUCUACAUCAGGCAGCAGAACGAUCAGAUCUUCACACCGGUUCACGUGACGCCCCCGACUACCCAGGCGCUCAUUAAUGCUAUAGAGUCAAAGUUUAAAUUCCCAAGAGCACAAAUAUGUAACAUUUUAAGGAAAAAUAUCGAAGGCAUCACUGUUCUAAUGGAUGAUGAUAUGGUACGGCAUUACAUCGACCAAGACUUAUUUUUGUUCUCAAUCGUAAACAGAAAAGAGCCACAAUCAGGUACAGUUCCAGGGUCGCCGUCUAAUCCGAAUGAUAACGUCUACGUCGACAUUGUUCUAGAAGAACUACCGCGUACAAUUACGACUUCUAGCCUACAACCCUGAAUGAAAUGAUAAAUAGUGUUUAUAGAUUGAUACUGAACUGGGCGUUGAAUGUAUUUCAGUUAUAAAUUAUUUCUAUAUCAGUGAAUGGAGUUUUAAAAAAUAUAUUAUUUUUAUUUUUUAAUUAUCAUUGUUAUAGUGUUAUUUUUUACACUGUAUUUUAUGAAAAGAAUAAGACAUCACACGAAUCGUUAUGAUUAUUUUUUGUUUGAGUGGUUUCAGAAAUGAAUUUGUUAAAAUUAAUCAAUUUUCAUAGUUUACAUGCUCUAAAUUAUUUAAAGAACCAAUUCAUUUGAAAUAAUCAUUCUUGUUGUUAGUUAUAUCUUGUUUAAUUGCAUCUAAUGUACAGAUUGAUUUCGAAGACUAAAAUUAAUUAAUUCAUAUUACAUAUUUGUCAAAAUGACCAUUUAAAUUUCUAAAGAUGUAAAUUAUUUGCUUAUAAUUUAUUUUAAUCAUAAAAUCUGUGAAAAUUGAUUGAUCACUUCGAGCGUCAAAGAUGAGUUAUCCAAUCGUUCAAAUUUGAUUGGUGUAAAUUACUGGAUUGUGCAACAGUUAACGAUACGCUUUUUCAAGCUAAAGAGUCGUUACGGUACGAAUCGCAGACCAGUGUCGUAAUAGGUUCUGUUGGAAAAGCAAAAUUCGCAAACGUUGCGUUCUUAUAAGAAAGACGAAAAGCAACUGCAUAGUUGCGCUUUUUAGGAUAGAAUACUAAAAAAAUAUAUUUUGGUACGGAUUUGCGGAUAAGUGUGCGUAAAUUAUUCGUAUAUACAGAUAAUAUAUAAACGUAGCAUAAAAAAUAAUUUAAUUUCACCGAUGAAAUUGAAACGAUGUGUGUGCAAUGAUUGAUAGCGUAAUAAAAUGUUUAUUGAUAAAUUAUUAAAAUUUAUCGCGUUAUUUGUUAAGUCUUUUUACAUAGAUUUAAUUAAAAAAUUUUACGAACAAUCCCGUAUCGAAUUUUUUAAUUAUAUCUAUUACUGAAUUGUACAUUCCGUGAUUCAAUUGAAUUUGCCAUAAUUUUAACUUAAGUUUUAAGCGUUGAAUUUAAUUAUCAUUUUAAACAAAAAUAUUCUUUUUUAUUUCAUAAAUUGAAUAACAUAUAAUUGUUACUUUUCUCAAUCCAAGGAAAAAAAAGACAUGGAGAUGCCUUGUAUUAUUAUAAUCGUUAAAAAUUUUAUUCUCCAUUUCGGAAAAGUGUGCUAAAUUUGCCCAAUAAUAAGGUUUUUUCUUAAAUUUUGUGCAAAUAAAAUUAACAAUUUUAAAAUCAAUUAGUGCCAUACAUUCACUACACAGAAGGCUAAUUUAAUUGUAAAAAAUUCAUUGUAUUCAUAUAAAUUGUUUUGAAAAACUCGAAAUUCGAUUAUGUGGCAUUGAAUAACAGUAACUUAAGAUGUACAGAUGUAUUAGGUAUUAAGAUGCGACAUAAGUUUUUCACAAACACUUCUUAAAUAUCAUUAUAUUGAUUGUAUUGAGAGAAGUUGUAAAAUAUAUGCAUGUAGGUAAUGGAAAAAUUAAAAUAUGGCCAGAUUAUAUUAAAUUGUAUUACCUGAUUUUCUUAAAUCCUACAUGAAAAACAAAGGGCGUUAAAAAUUGUCAAGCGAAACUGAAUGUGUAUGCAUGAAUUUCUGAGUUACUUGUGAUAAUGAAAUAUAUUAUUUGCUCCGUCAAAUACAAAUGUUGUAACUAAAUAGCUACGAAGCAUUACUAUAUUUUAUUGCAUGAAUAAAUAAUUUUGUAUGAUGUACGAUAAACAUGCACGAAAAAAAAGUUUUAAUAAUUUGAAUAAGCGAGUCGUUAUGGAAGCCGUGAUAUUCGUUAAAGAAAUUUUGGGUACUGUAAAAUGCAUAUCACCCGAUAUAUUAAAGUCGUACUAUAUUCUAAUGAAUGAAUUGAAUGGAAAAUUGCUUACAAACAAUCAAUUGUUUUAUUCAAUGAUCUCGUGCAGAAAAAGCUCCCUGACGAUUAUGUAUAUUUUUUCUCAGAUUUUAAUAUAAAAAAAUUUGUAUGUAAAUAUUUUAUUAUAUACUAUAUAUUUUUUUACAAUCUAUUGUAUAAAUCAAAAGUAGUUGAGAUGUAAAUAAAGAAAAUAAGACGGAACGUGAAAUUGAACGUGGUCUUCGUGAUAUAUUUUAAUAAAUAUUGUGCGAAAAAUUCAUCGACAUGCAUACAGUCUAGGCUAUUCAUUAUUAAUUUUUACUGACGAAAAUUAUAAAUUCACAUCUUUACAUCAAAAGAUAUAAUAGUUUAAUAGAUUGUUAAAAUUACGAUUGGGUAAUGUAUAAAUUUAUCUUUAUCAAAAGAUAUAUUAGUAUAAUAGAUUAUUGAAAUUACAAUCAAUUAAUGUAUCAUAUGACUCACAAAUGAAACAAAUCAAAAUUACUGCAAGUGGCGUAAACAUAAAAUAGAUUUAAAGUAAUAUUUGUUUGUAUCAUAAUUAACACAGAAAAUAGAUCGGUAAAACGUUAUAAGUUGAGUUAAAACUUACAAAUAUUGAGUUAAGAAAAAGAAAAAUAUCUGACGUUUCGGUCAGAAAUGUUAUUAAGUGUAAAUGUUAGUGAGUUGAUUGGUUGAUCGAUUGAUAUAUAACGAUGUAUGAAAAAUUACAUUUUUCUGAUGCAUAUUUUUUUUAUUAUUCUAAUGAUAUAUUUAUCUGUCUUCGAUGAAAUGUAUAUUUUAAGACGUUACGCUAGGUCUUGCCAUCGAGAUUCUGUUCGAAAAUGUAAUGAUAUUAUAUUAGAGGAGACUAAGGUCAACUAUUAGUUGCAAGAAUUUGACAAUAUUUUGUCUGGUCUUUUCUAUUAUUAUAAUCUGUUCAUAUCAUAACAAUAAAUA
This is a messenger RNA of Trichogramma pretiosum, 7977 nucleotides long. RefSeq names its product protein grainyhead (gene grh). Gene Ontology annotation, biological process: regulation of transcription by RNA polymerase II. The transcript is spliced from 13 exons. The record is from RefSeq and is a predicted model, not a curated record. Lineage: Eukaryota; Metazoa; Arthropoda; Insecta; Hymenoptera; Trichogrammatidae. Gene Ontology annotation, molecular function: DNA-binding transcription activator activity, RNA polymerase II-specific; RNA polymerase II cis-regulatory region sequence-specific DNA binding. The coding region runs from base 1195 to 5151 and encodes 1318 amino acids. Gene Ontology annotation, cellular component: nucleus.